This is a messenger RNA of Paramecium sonneborni, 2188 nucleotides long. NCBI's taxonomy places the organism in Eukaryota, Ciliophora, Oligohymenophorea, Peniculida, Parameciidae. The record is from the annotation of a GenBank genome assembly.
AAAUUUUUUCCACUCUAUUCUAUGAGUUUGGAUUUAGAAUAUUCAGUAGAUAAAUAUUGGAAAGUUGUAUAUGCAUUGUUACUUUUUUUCUCAUUAUGCUCAGCAUCAGUCAUACCAAUUAUAUAUGCAUACUCUCCUAAGUGUAGACAUCAUCCAGCAUAAAUAGUUUUAAUCUUAUGUAAGAUUUUAUAAUUAUAUAAAUAUUUAGGUAUAUUAGAGAUGAUAACAUGCUAUUAACUAUUUUUAGAUAGUGUUGAGUUUUAAGAACUAAUUUAAUUUCUAGACAAACUUAUUAGCUAUAAUAAAAUUAGGGAAUACUAUUUGUUUGGCUCAGGAACGAUUUCAGAUGAAACCUUAUGUAAAAUAAAUUAAUCUCUUAUAUUUUUUGGAUUGUUAGCACAAUUAAAUUAUUAUGCAAUUCUGACUUUAGAUUUUAUAUUAACAUUAACUAAACCCUUUUUAAAUACAAAAAUGAAACAACUUUCAUAUAAUUUUGGAGCAUGCUUAAUUACAAUUGUUAUGUACUAUUUUGAAAAAGAUUAAUUUGCUGAUAUUAGUUGCAAAAACAUAGGAGUAAAUGAUACAUCAAAAAUCUUUAAAAUUCAAUUAUUGGUAAUAGUUGUAUUAUUAGUUAUUUCAUGUUGUGUUGGAAUCAAGGACUUAUAUAAAAUGAAGAAAAUUAAUAUCAUUGUUAGAGAAAAUAGGAAAAAAUUAUUUUUUAAUCAUAUAGUAUACUAUUUUUUAAUAUAUAAUUUAGUACUUAUUUUCUACUCUGCUUAUAAUGUGGAGUUUACCAAUCAUCAUAGAACUAUUGAGUGAAUAAGGAAUAACCAAAAAACUAUUAAUAAGAAUUUAUUUUGCCAUUAUGCUUAUUCAUCGUAUCAUUUAUAUUAAAAUACUUAGCAACAAUUUUAUUAUGGAUUCGCCUUCGAGAACCUUACUUCAAGAGUAGAACUAUAUUAUUAUUUGCUACAUUAUUUUGUAAAAAAAAAUGGAAGGAAAACAAAGAGUAUUACUUUCAUAAAAUUCUUAGUAAAACUGUUGAUGAUAGUAUUAUGGAACAAUGUUAAUUACCCCUCAACAGAUUGGUUUAAGAAUAAACUAACUAAGAAACAGUAUCAAACAUUUUAAGUUCAAUCCUUAAAAUUGUAAGCUAUGAUGAAAAAAUUUAUGACUUACAUCGAUAGUGUCUUUACAAGAAGCAGUUUAAGUUUUCAUCAAAUAAAAGUGAGUCUUAAAUAGAUUAAGAAUCUCCAUUAUUAAGUUCAAUUAAUUACUCGUUAGAAUUAACAUUAACAUUCUUGAUUUAAGAGUACGCUCCAGCAGUAUUUUAAGAUAUUAGGGAAAAAAAUGGCAUUUAAUAGAAAAUAUUUUAGAAUUCCUUAAGGUUAGAUCAAAAUUAAGAUCAAAUCAAAAAGACUUAAGAAUCUCUAGGGAAAAGUGGAUCAUUUUUCUUUUAUACUUAUGAUAACACUUUUGUAUUGAAGACAAUAACUUAAUCAGAACUGAAGCUCAUUUAAGAUUGUAUUUUACAUAAGUAAUUUAAUUAGUUUUGGAAGAUUAUUACAAGUAUAUUAUAAAAGAUUAAACAUUUUUGGCAAAGUUUUAUGGAUUGUAUUCUAUUAGUAUAGAAGGGUUUUCCUAGAUUCAUUUAUUACUAAUGGAGAAUGUUUUUUAACAAAUACCUAAAGAAAGAAUAGUUUAUGAUUUGAAAGGAAGCCUUGUGAAUAGAAAAUAAAAUGUUAAAUAAAGCCAAGUUGUUGAUCUCACUAGUUCUUUUGCUUAAUAUCUACCUUAACAAGGUGUUUUAAAAGAUCAAAAUUUCAUUAAAUCUACAGAUAUAUUUAUAUAAUUGAAACAGCUAGAAAGAGAAAAAUUAUUUAAUAUUCUAAAAGAAGAUAUUGAUUUCCUUCUUAAAAAUAAUAUUAUGGAUUAUUCUUUACUUGUUGCUGUAUGUAAAAAUAAAUACGAAAAUGAAAAACGUAUAUAUUGUAACAGUAGCAAGUGUUUUUGUUUUGGUUUGAUUGACUAUACCUAAAAGUUCACUUUCAAAAAGAAGUUGGAGUAUUUUUAUAAAUUCCAUGUAAAAAGGAAGGGCUAAUAAAUCUCAUGCGUUAAUCCUUAGAUUUAUAGUUAAAGAUUUAUUUCAUUUAUUAAUAGUAUAAUUGCUAUUAAUGAAUGGGCUUGA